AUGACUCAGGUGGGGAAUGAGAGGUGGGGGUAUAAUGUGGUAGUAAAUGCUUCAAAUCAGAUUAGUUCUUUCACAUCAAACAUCUACCCCAUUGAGCUACAGCAGAUAGUUGAACCGAACAGGCUUCGAAUGAACAACCAAGAUCUUAUUUCAGUUCUCUUAAACUCCAGUGUUACUAUGGAAGUGCGCAUUAACUAUGGAACCAAUCUCACAUACUUGUGGAAUUUUGGUGAUGGCACUGUGAUGAUUGGGAACAGGAAAGAGUUUCACAGUUACGAUAGAGAAGGAGAAUAUACAGUUCAAGUAAUCAUCUCUAACAAUGUGAGCUCUGCCUCACUCACUGGCCAGCUUUUUGUUAUUUCUGAAAAUUGCCAACCACCUCCAGUGAAAAGCUAUGGUCCAUCAAAAAUAGAGGUUAGAAGAUAUCAGACCCUCAAGCUUGGAGUUACAUUUGAGAGCAAGUUUGUCUGUAACAUCUCCAGAGGUAUUCAGUACAGCUGGUCCUUCUUUCAAUCAGAUGGUUCGCUGGCCACAUUAUCACAGGUUGAUGUUAAUAAACAGUUUAUACUCAUUCCAGGCUAUCUAUUGGAUUAUGGAAACUACCUUGCAAUUGCCCGGGUUCAAAUUGUUGGCAGUGUGGUUUAUAACAACUAUACUGUAAAUGUUGAAAUCCUUGCUACCCCACCAGUGAGUCUCAUUUCAGGUGGUACACAGCUCUUCAUGACCUAUAAUCAUGACUCCAUCAUAAGUUUGAAUGGAUCAGAAUCAUAUGAUCCAGAUUAUCCAGGCACUGCAGACCUCAGAUUUUCCUGGGCUUGUGAAACAGUGAGUGGUCUAAAUGUCCCUUGCUUCAAACCUGAUGCGCCAGAUCCACUGAACACAACAGCCAGUAUGGUCAAUGUCACAAUGUCUGCAUUGAAAACUGAGAUUGAUCAGUUUGUCUUCAAGUUAACAAUUAACAAUAAGAAAAGAUAUUCUUCAGAAGCACAGCAGUUUAUAACCAUCAAAAAUAAAGACAAUUUAAGACUGGUGAAAAUCUACUGUGCUGAAUGUCUGAAUAAUUCCGUCAACUGGAACGAAGCAUUUUCUGUCAAAGCUGUGUGUGAGGGGUGUUCAGAAACUUCGAACCUUUCAUAUUCUUGGAAGUUAUAUCUUGUGAAUUCAACCGAAACAGAACCUAUUGAUGUUCCAUUUUGUAAACUUGUGGUCGACAAUUUGCAGUCAAGUUUAUAUGGCCCUAUUGUGACUAUGCCACCUUCAUCUGAUGUGACUUCCAGCAGCCAGACAUUAAUAAGUACUGCUAUGAAUAGGACCAGCAUUCAACGAGCUCAGUCUCCAACCAGCCACAUCAACAAAGGCGGUCUUGAUACUUGGAUUCAAAACAAUCCUGACAAUGCGAUCAGUAGUACUACAGUUUCAAGUCGCCCUGUUGUUGCAGUCAACACCUCCACAAUUAGUGCGACAAACAAAAUAAUAGGAACCGCUACCUCACAAAAUCCAUUCCCAUUUCCAAUGCCAGAGGAACAGAUCUUCAAUGGGAGGCCUCGUGCAAGGCUUCCAAGAACUGCCAUGUCAGCAAAUACUUCAUUCUCUAAUGCUUCAGAUUUUAUCCAAACUUCGAAUGUAACCAGCGGUCAGAACUUCUCUUCUAUUUCAGAGAGUUUACAGAUCUCAGCAAUUCCUGUUACGUCUCCCAUUAUAAAUAGCGUAGAAAGCAAUGGAUCACAGCUUCACCUCUCAGAGACCAGCAUUACCGAAAAGGGAGCAAAUGUCAGCAACAGCACCAAAGUGAACAAUAGCGGAAGUGUCUUCGGUGAAGGUUCUUCAAACACAGCAGAGAACUCCACUGAUUAUUCAGAGUAUGAUACACAUUAUAACACAGUAGAAGGAACCUCUGGAUCUGGUGGGAGGCCAGGAUUUCAAGGAGGUGGAUUUAGUGGGAGUAAUACAGGUAAUGGAGCUGGUACAGAUCCAUCUGGAGGAUCUACUUUUGGAUCAGAAGCAGGAGAUGGUGAUGAUGUUCUUCCAGACAUGCAGCCUCCACCCGCAUCAAGACCGAGCCCCAUGAUAGAGUGGACUAAAGUGGCUAUUAAUGAUAUGAAGUUUGAAACUUACACAACAACAGGUAUAAAAUCACAGAGUUUAACAUUUCAACCUUUCAGCUUGAAAAGUAAGAAGAUUUACAUGAUAGAAGUUAUUGUUGUAGGAGAUCAGAGCCAAACCGGAAAAGCACAACUUUUUCUCUUCAUAAAUGAAGCCCCCCAAGGAUUGUCAUGUGAAGUGCGCCCCAGCAUUGGAUCAGAGAUUCUGACCCAUUAUAGCAUGUUCUGUACUUCAGGCAGGAAGGAUCUGCAUUAUAAGUAUAGCUACAGCAUCGGCAAUUCAACUGAAACAGUCCUGUAUGAUGGAAGGGAUCAUGAGUACUACUUUAAUUUGCCUGCUGGUGAAGCAACUGAUGAAUAUAAAUUGACAAUCAACACUGUGAUUACUGACCUUCUCGGAUCUAAAACCAAGCCAUGUCCAGUUACUCCAGUUGUUUUACCAAGUAUUAAAACAGAUGAAGAACUGUAUACUCAGGGUCUUCAGAACCUUUCAAUUCUCAUGUUGUUGGGAAAUCAAAAAGAAACAAAAAAUUACAUUCUAUUGCUGACCAGAGUGCUCUACCGUCUCCAUAAGGAAGGGUAUAGUGCAAGAGAUUUCCAGAAAUGGACAAGAAAUGCAUUAAUUCAAGCUGUUUGCAGCCUAACUAUAUCUGGUCAGAGGGAGCUCAUGGAAACGGUAUCUGUAUUGCAUGACCUUGUUAAUAUAACUGAUGAGGUAACUUUGGAAAGUGCAUUAAUUGUUACAAGAGCAGUCAAAAACAUGAUCAAACUAUUUAAUGAUUCUGGAGAGUUCAGAAUGCAUGAAGAAUUGGUGAAGAAAAUAGUCUUUUUGGUUACUGAUGUAAUGGGUGUAACUGACAACGGUGCAGCAACAUCGAAGAGUUUGCUAUUUGAAGGUUUGGGAGCAACGACUGAACUGUUAUUGAGGUAUGUGUUAAUCAACAAUCAAUCACAGUUUUACAUGAACACCAACUUAAUGGAGCUUCGGACCACUCAAAACUAUGGUUUUCAGAACGCCGUUGAAAGUACACAGUCUGUGAAGUUUUAUCUUCCUGAUCUUCUGGAUAAGCAGAUUUCUGAUGAAAGAAGUAGUUGCAUCAUAAGUCAUCUGAUCAGCUUCAAGCAGAAUCCAUACCCGUGGGGAAUGUCUCCAGUGGAGAUUAAUGGUGAUGUUGCUGACCUGACUCUGUAUAACUGCACAAACAGGCGAAAAAUCAAAGUAAAAGGGCUCAAAUCACCAAUUCUAAUUGAGUUUAAAAGGAAGGACGCAAUUCAGGAACAGUUUUCAGUAUACUUGCUACUUCGUACGCAAAUGAAUGUUCAUAUCUUGCCAGUGACACUGGCAAACAUACAGCAAGCUUUGCAGAUAAGAGUGAACUUCACUCGGCUUAACCAGCAAGUGUUUCCUAUCAUGCUGCUAGUGAGGUUCAACAAAGAACCAACUCCAAGUAAAUACAACCUGAAACAAAUCCAUUAUUGGGCUGGCGAUACAGUACACUUAUUUAUUCCGGCAUUAUCACUUCUAGGUGUAGGGACAUAUUACCUUGGUCUCUUAGAUGCUAACUAUAAUAGAAAACCGAAAAAUACCUACCUUGCCAAUAAUGUGAGUUAUACUGUGAACGUUCAGUGGACCCAGUGUUUGUACUGGGAUGAUAACCGAGAGUGGAAAUCUGAUGGCUGUUCACCUCAACAGGAAUUAGAUUCAGAGAAUAUAAACUGCAGUUGCAACCACAUGACAACUUUUACAGUUGCACGUAAGGAGCUUGUGAUGAAGGAUGUCCAAUUCACAGAUAUCUUGACCUUUAUCAGUGUCUUCGAAAACUAUGCCACUUGCAUCACUGUGCUAUUUGCCCUUAUCUUAUACAUUCUGCUGGUUAUCUUGUGUAAACGCAUGGAUUUUUCUAUUGAGACAAAACCUGGACUUACAGUAUUGCAGGAUAAUACUCCUACUGACCAGUGUUUAUACGAGAUCAUUGUCGAGACUGGCUUCAGGACGAGAGCUGGGACUACUGCAAAGGUUUACAUCAAACUUCAUGGAGAAGAUGGUGUUUCUGAAACAAGAGAGUUAUUUCAUGCUGAGAAGCGAUUAUUUGAGAGGAAUUCCAGACAUACAUUUAUCAUGAGCAUUCCAGAGAACCUUGGUUCUAUUUGGAAGGUUCACCUUUGGCAUAACAAUGGUGGCCAUUCACCCAGCUGGUAUGUCACCUCCGUUAUUGUCAAGGACCUGCUUCAUGGCACAUGCUGGUUCUUUCCUGCUGAAUGCUGGCUCGCGGUCGAGGAAGGGGAUGGAAAAGUUGAACGAGAAUUAAUCUCACUCACCCAUGGGCUUGGCUUCAAAAGACUUCUAUACAGCAAACUAACUGACUACCUGGAAGACUUCCAUCUUUGGGGAUCAGUGUAUAGUCGUCCAUCUUACAGCUCAUUUACUCAUACUCAACGCCUCACUGUCUGCCUUUGCCUGCUGUUGGGUUACAUGUGCCUGAAUACCAUACUGACUUAUCUGAAGAAUGAGGAGUACACAGCUGAACUAGGUCUCAUUGAUGUCUCCACAACCUCCCUAGUUACUGGAUUGAUUACGACUAUCGUGGUUCUGCCAAUUGGGUUGUUGCUAUCAUUGCUAUUCAGGUUUAGCAAGGUAAAAUCGCUGAGAGAAGCUGCUAUUGAAGAACAAUAUGUGACUACAAGAGAAUCUAAUGUGUAUUCUGUUGAAGCACAUCGGGAUGCUGUUCUGACUUCGGACAGUGCAUUUGAAUCCUACCUAUCUUGGCAGAAUCUUCAGCAAUGGGCACAGAAAGUGUGGAGGAAAAAAUAUGAGCGUGGUUUACUGGAGUCACAAUCUCCCAGUGUUCACUCAGGGCGCUACAGUGAAAGAAGCAACAAGGACAGAAAUUGCUUGUCUGAGGGCAGUUCAAGUGGAUUUGAGGACUGCAGCUCACAGGAAAAUGCCAAACGAGUGCCAAAGGAUUCCAAACACAGUACAAGUGACUUGCAAUCAGAUUAUUCAUCAGAACACAGCAGUUUGUUUGAUCAGACCGUGAUGAAUAGAGCCAGAUAUUUUCUCCCAACAUGGUGCAAUUAUCUUGCCUGGGUGAUCUGCCUUUUAAUUGCUUUUGUGUGCAUAUUGACAACAGUCCUGUUAGGACUACGAUUUGGACCAACUAAAUCGGUACUGUGGUUACAUUCACUGUUCUUCUCACUCCUGUAUUGCAUCUUUAUCAUCCAACCUAUUGCAAUUUUCUGCACUGCAGCUGUUGUCGCAUUGAAAAAUAAGGAUUGCAACGAUAUUUACAACAUUGUUGAUUCAAAUUCUUCAUUGGAAACCUGCAAGCAAUGGAAUUCAGAAGCUGGUAUCCUUCCUGAGAGAAACCCCACUGAUAUUAAUUACAAUAUAUACAAUUCUCCUAUGGAUCUUGACAGGAUUGUUGCUGCUCGCCAAAGGGCUCGCUAUUUACGAUUAGCUCGACCACCGACUCUUACACAACUUAAAGAAGCCAGAGACCGUAUGAGAAAAGAAAGCGUCAUUCAGCAGACACUACAAGAGUUUGUGCUUUUAAUUGUCAUGCUGAUUCUUCUGCUGUUGAUAACAUUUGGCAAAUUUUCCAAAGAUGAAUAUUACCUCAACCAAGCUAUUCGGGUGGAGUUUACAAGGAAUCAGAAACACCCUUUCAUCAAUAUCAAAACAACUGAUGACUGGUGGAAUUGGAGCUUCGGUGCCUUGUUACAUGGUCUGUACGGGGAUACAUGGUACAACAAUGCUGCAGCAAAAAGCCAGGCUGGUCCUCUUCAAGGAAAAUGCUAUUUGAUUGGCACUCCAACUCUCAGGAAAAUCCAAGUCACCAAUAACUCCAGCUGUAAUAUUCCAGAAGUAUUGUCAGGAUUUAUCCAGCAUUGUAAAUUUCCGUACACUACUAUGAUCCACAAUCCAGCUCAUUCAAAUACAACGAAGCAUGUAGAAAUUGAGCAGUCCAGCCAGUGUGGCCAAUUUAAUUGCUACAGAGGAACAGGAUCUGUGGUUAACCUCAGUAGAACAUGGGACAAGACUUAUGCAACAUUACUAACACUGAAGGAAACCGGGUGGAUUAAUCAGAACACAAGAGCAGUGAUGGUUGAGUUCACUCUCUACAAUCCUCCAACCAACCUCUUCACCACUGUGUCUCUGCUGGCAGAGUUUCCACCAUUAGGGGGUGUGCUUCCAUCAGCUCGUAUAGAGUCAGUCAGCAUUUACCAGAAGAACUCUGUUGUGGAUUAUUUCAUUAUGGCUUUUGAGCUUUUGUUCCUGGCCCUUAUUCUACUUCACCUGUACUUCCAGGUGUGCAAGAUGACUCAGAGAGGCCUACUGAGUUACUGGCAGGAGCCUUGGAACUGGUUGGAGAUUGGACUUGUCAUGGUCAGUCUCUUCUAUUACGUGUAUUACGUAUUUUACUUCAUCUUGGCUGUGGAUAUUAUUGACCAUCUUCACAGUGGAUAUUUCAAAGCCUUUGUAGAUAUGAGCUUUAUUUCUGCAUGGAUGCAGAUGAAACGCUUCCUUCAUGGUUUGAUUGUGUUCCUGCUGUUAAUAAAAAGCAUUCGUUUGCUACGUGUUAACAAGUUGAUCGCUCCUUGUGUAACAAUGUUGCGACUGUCCUGUUCCUGCCAGAUGCUCCCAAUGCUGUGUGGUAUUUUAGUCAUCCUGGCCUAUUCCUGCCUGGGCAACUUACUAUUCUUGUCGGAAUCCUAUUCAUUCAGUACCACAGUGAGAGCUUUUCAGACAGUUCUGAUGUACUUUAUGGGCAUGAGUGAAAUGAGAACACUUUCAACUCUAUACAAGUUAAACCAGCUAUCCAUUGGUGCCUACUAUGCAACAUUUUUUAUUAUUAUGACCAUUCUUUGGGCUGGACUGAUCAUAGGGAUUUUCACCUCAGUGGCAGAAGAGGCAAAGAAGUCAUCACGAAGUAAACACCUGGUGACAUUCACUGAAUUUGCAGUUUACACUCGAGAGAAGAUAAUGACUUUCACAGGAAGGAACAGAAGCAGAGAAGCAGACCAUUAUCCAACUCAAGGAAAUAACUUUUACUUAGAUGAGUUUGAAAACUUGCUGGAUGAAUUGUUGUUCCGACUGAAUGCGCUCUCAAACAGCCUCCACCACUCUCUCCCAGCAAAACCACAUCUUUUGGAGGACAGCCCAUAUGGAUUGAAUCGUGGCUAUUACUACAACCAGCGAUCUGAGAAUCACACUUUUUAUGAAAAUCAUUUGGAACAUAAAAUUUACAAACUUGAAGAAGAACUGUUUAGAAAUAAUCUGCAGUUUUAUGAACUUUUGCUACCAGGAAGGGAGCGCCAUUCUGAUUCAGACAUCACAGAUUUCAAGACUUUACGGUCCAAGCUCGAGUUGGACACCCUCCAUCAACUAAAGUUGUGCCAAGAAAAAAUGUAUAAAGCAUCAGAGAGCGCUCAAAAUGACCAUGAACCCAAGGACCCUUCAAAAUAUGUUGAGGCUGAUCUUUCCACUGCACUGAAUAAUUUUUCAUUCCCUGAUGGCAAUGUUAUAAAAAUUGUGCCUUAUAGUACUUCAAACCCACAUGAAAGAAUUUGCAAUUCUGUUUCAGAGUCUUGCAGUACUUCCACCCGCAAUGAUUCUGCACAGUCACAAGACACAUUGAGUGCUGAACAUUACAAUCUUGCAAAAUUAGGAGUCACAUUGCCCCAUGUGCUUUGUGGAAUUAAAUGCCCUGAGAAGCAGGCAGCACAGACACGCAUGCUUGAGAGUAGAGUAACUAGUCAGCAACGCUGCUCCUCAGCUAGCACAUUAGGUAAGAACCGCAAGCAGCUUAAACGGUCCCACACCACAGUGAUUCAGAUCCUUGAUAACUCCAAGGAAUUAGCAGUUGAAACACUUAACAUUUCUGAGCAACUCGGUUUUGAUCCUUCGACCCAAUGCUUUGGAAGCCCCGUUAUAAAAUCGAGCUCCAGACAACAUUCUCCGGCCAAAAUGCACCAGGAUAAAGUGCGAGAGGAGCAGAUGGGGAGUCAAAACAAACCUGUUAAAUCAACAGAAAAACUUGGAAGUUCAGUUCUAUCUUCACGUGGUGACAGUGAACAGAGUGAAAAUGAGGAUGUUCCAGACCUUCCAGGAUCCAUCAAACAAUGCUGGUAACAGAAUGCUUCCUAAUAAAAUGGAGAGCCUUCAUUCCUUAUGGUAUUCCUUAUCCCUCUUGACUUCUCAAAAAAAUUCCACUUUCAAGCAUGUGCCUCUUGUUUUAGUCACACAUGGAAAACAGAUUGGCAUCACCUUAUGAGGAAUAUUAAGUAUAUUGGAUAAAUGAGCACUCUUGGAAAAUGUUAGCAAUUGUUUUGAGAGAGCUUAAAAUUAAUCUUCACAUGGAAAUGUUUUCACGGUCCUUGAAGUCAAAACGUUGUGUGAUGUAAUUCAAACUACAAAAUAUUAUUUGAAAAUUGAGAAUCCAGUUUAUUUCAUGUCCAGGUACCACAUGUAUUGUUCUCUACCAAUAAUACCAUUUUGUGUUUUGGACUGCUUCCAGUAAGAGUUACAAUUCCUCUAUAUAAUGACUAUUUAGUACUUUGUUCCCCAUGUUCUCAUUUGCUCAAACUGAAUACCUGUGCUUUCCUCAUCUUUCUGCUCUUGCAUGCUGUUUACCUGCACAGGUCAUCCAUAAUUUACCUCCUCCAUCACCUCUAAAUAUUUUUCUGUUUACUCCUAAUUACAGUCCUUGCUCUCUCCUGUCCCCAAACAUCCAUACCUCCAUAUCAGCACAUCUACUUUCUCAUUGUUUAAAUUCACUAAUACAAUGCCAUGCAGGGGGCCCACUCUCAAAACCCUAAUCAUGCUUGUCUGGACUUUACUUAUUAAUGCUCCAUGACUAGUAAUAUUUGUCUUCCCAUUGAAAUGCUGCCAACUCUGAAACCACUGCUGCAGGUUCCCACACUCUGGUAUUUCUACAUAUGUUAAAUAGAACUUAUCUCCCAUAUGCAUUGUUGAACAUUUUUGCAUAUUGCCGUUUGUGUUGUGAACUUCAAAGUAAUUGGUUUCUUAAAUUAAUGUAGAAGAAUAAACAUUCUGGCCAAAAAUGCCUCUAAUUUUUCCCAUAAAAUUUGCAGUAAAAUGCAGGUUUUUUUGAAUUGUUGUACAUCAACACGUGCAGUGAGUUAUAUUUCUGAAACCACUUUAUCAUAGUGAAACAUCCCAAGGUGCUUCACUGUGGACUUCAAAAUAGCAAACAAUGCCAUUGGAGAUCUGAUUGUUUUGUCUGUUAUUGGAAAUCUAAAUAAAUUCCACUCCAGCAUUAGAAAUAAACGUAUAGGCCAUUAAUAGCAACUAAUUAGAAUUGUUCAACUUAUUUUAAAUAUUUUAAUUCUUUCAAAGUUUACAUUGUUAUGUGGUCUUAAUUGAUAAAAGUGAUAUUAAUCUCUAAGUAA
Rhincodon typus (whale shark) is the source of this 9515-nucleotide messenger RNA. Its product is annotated as polycystic kidney disease protein 1-like 1. Lineage: Eukaryota; Metazoa; Chordata; Chondrichthyes; Orectolobiformes; Rhincodontidae. The record is from RefSeq and is a predicted model, not a curated record. The coding region runs from base 1 to 8235 and encodes 2744 amino acids. Gene Ontology annotation, molecular function: protein binding; calcium channel activity; calcium ion binding. Gene Ontology annotation, cellular component: membrane. Gene Ontology annotation, biological process: detection of mechanical stimulus. The transcript is spliced from 50 exons.